This is a messenger RNA of Larimichthys crocea (large yellow croaker), 1657 nucleotides long. It is a transcript of the gene tmem167b, whose product is annotated as transmembrane protein 167B. The transcript is spliced from 3 exons. Bases 181 to 405 code for a protein of 74 amino acids. The record is from RefSeq and is a predicted model, not a curated record. Lineage: Eukaryota; Metazoa; Chordata; Actinopteri; Sciaenidae.
AUGCUAGAUAGACAACAACAAACAUGAAACGGAGAAGAAGAUCACUGAAACCGGACAUGUCAACCCAGUGACUGCGAAGCGGAGUAGACUGUAUUAUAUCUCCACUUCGUACCACAUGAUGGAUUGCUGAUCUGAAGGAAGAAAUAGUCCUGUAACAACGUCAAAGAGCAAACUGCAAACAUGACAAAUGUGUACUCCUUCGAUGGCAUCCUGGUGUUCGGGUUGCUGUUCAUCUGCACCUGUGCGUACCUUAAAAAGGUGCCUCGCAUCAACAGCUGGCUGCUGUCAGAGAAGAAAGGAGUGUGGGGCGUCUUCUACAAAGCUGCAAUAAUUGGGACGCGGCUUCACAUUGCCGUGGCAAUUUCCUGUUUGGCCAUGGCUUUCUACGUUAUCUUCUUGAAAUGAUAAGAGUGAGACUGGACUGGAAAAGACUCGAUGGAUGCAGGCUGGGGAUGGACUCACCUCUGUGGUCAUGUGCUAAUCCUUGUUGUGGGACACCUCUGGGAUUACAUGACUGAUGAAACCCCAUUGGCCUUGUGGACUCGUGUGAAAGACUGGCCAGUGCUGCCCCCUUCUGGUGACUGGGUACAUAACUCCUCCCUUAAUAACAUGCGUGCACUAUAGACAUGAAGGGCAUCCUGAAUCGUCUCCACAGUUGUUACAGAGGGGAGGGCCUGUUGGGUCACAUGGUAUCAUUCUGUUGUAGGAAAAUACUGUUGGUUGUCUCCAUCCACACCCCAUAAAUAUUUAUACUGACGGAUGCAGAGAUCAAAGGGCAGUGUGUGCAUUAUACCUUUAUAUGUGUAUACAACCUAAAAUUAACCUAGCUGUACAUAUUUGGAAAAAGAUAUGACCAAUAGAGAUUUGUCAAAGGUUAUGUGUGAUCAAACUAAAAAUGAUAAUUUCUGCUUGCUCCCAACUAUGCCAUUUUUUUUUCCUGUAUCACUUCUUCUGUCAAGGGUGGAGGGGAAGAUAAAACAAAGCUAAUAUAUGGAGACGUUCUUGUGUAUACUCUAUUUUACAUUUUUUUGCAUAUCUUUUCUUAACAGUGCUGUUUUUCAUCUCUUUAUUGAUGUUUUGGGGGUGGAAAUACACAUUUUUGCACAGGUGUUAGUUGUAUUUCCCUUGACAUCUGAUACAAGAUAACAUGUUUUAAAUGUCACAAAUUGAACUGUAAGUCACGCAGGAGUCAAAGUACUAUCACAUUUGUAGAGUGUCACAGAGAGAAGACAAAUAACUCAACAUUUUGUCAAAAAUAGAUUGUUAUAUCAGACUUGCCUGAAGAUACAAAUGCAAUGCCAAAUAUGGAUGGUCCUGCUCAUGCCAUCUUAUUUACAUGCUGUUAUUCUCAGUUUAAUUCUAUGACAUUAUUUUUUCAAAGAAGAAAUUGUUUUGGGAGGGGAUGCAAUGGAAUUUUGAGUAAAACAUAAAUCAGACGCUUUCUGUGUUUGUUGUUUUUUAAAAAAACAUGUCAGGUCUCAAGUAACAUUCAGUGCCUACACAAUGUGUUCACCCCCAUCCCCUUUAAAGGUUUUCUUUUUUUUUAUGUGCGAUCAUUAAUAACAGUGGAUGUAACUAUAUUUUCAAGUUCAGUUUAAUUGUCACACAUAAUCAUACAAGUACUUUGGCACUAACCAACGAAACAAACAAAACAAAA